CCAUUUCCUUCACCUUCUUCCUUACCCCCUCAAAAAACCCUUUCUACUCUUUCCCCAUUUUCCACAAAUCUCUUCCAUCGUUCUUGAACUAAUUCUUUCACCUCCGAAAUGGGGAAGAGGAAGGGUUCAUCGACGCCGGCAGCUUCGAGGGAGAAAUCUAGGGCUUCUUCUUCUUCUUCGGUAGAGAAGAAGUCGAAGCGACAAAGGAUGAAAGUUGAGUCGGUUCCGGCAAAUGUGGAUAGUGAUUUCAUGGAGGAGCCGGACGUGGUGGUUGUGUCGGAUGACAAUGAACGGGAGGAUGGAGGUGAGGUCGAGGAGAGAGCUCGCCUAUGUCGCCGGCUGAGAGGAAGACAAAAAGGCGCGUUCUUGCGGAAAAUGAGGAGGAAGGUGAUUUUCGGUUUCUUGGUGAGCCUGUUGCUGACAAGGAGGCUCGUUGUCGGUGGCCUCAUCGAUAUGCAGUCAAGCAAAAGAGGAAACAAAAUGCAGUUUUAAAAGACUCAAAAGGUGAGGAUGACUCUGAAGAAUUUAUCGAUGCUAAAAGACACUUCACUCAAGCAGAAGUUGAUGGGCAGAUUUUUAACUUGGAAGAUGAUGCUUAUGUACAGGCUGAAGUAGGCAAAAGAAAUUACAUCUGCAAAAUAGUGGAGAUGUUUGAGGGAACUGAUGGCAUGCCGUAUUUCACUGCUCAGUGGUUUUACAGGGCCGAGGAUACUAUCAUUACAGAAUGUCAUGAAUUUAUAGACGAAAAGCGAGUAUUCUUUUCUGAAGUCAAGAAUGACAAUCCUUUGGACUGUCUGGUUAAGAGACUUAGGAUCGCCCGGCUGCCGCCAAAUAUGGAUUUGGAAUGCAAGGAUGCUGCAAAAUCAAAUUGUGACUAUUAUUAUGACAUGAUGUUCUUAGAGCCUCACUGCACGUUUAUCAGCUUGCCGCCUGAGAAUAAUGGAGCUGGAAGUGACUCUGGCUCUACAAUAUCGAGUGAAGCUGAUGCUACUGGAGCAGUGGCUAGUGGUGUAGAGGUCUCCCAAGAAGCAAACCACUUGGAGAUGAGGCUACUGGACCUGUAUUCAGGCUGUGGGGCAAUGUCCACUGGACUUUGCCUGGGAGCUUAUAGCACUGGUGUUAAACUUGUUACCAAAUGGGCAGUUGAUGUAAACAAGUAUGCAUGUGAAAGUCUAAAAUGGAACCAUCCGGAGACUGAGGUACGAAAUGAAUCUGCCGAGAACUUUUUGCUUUUGAUUAAGGAGUGGGAGAGGCUUUGUGUCUCCUAUGCAUUAGUAGAAAGCAAUGUUCUACCACAUCCGUAUGUUAGCUCGUCAAAUGAGCAAGUAGAUGAAGUUGGUGGAGAUGAUGAAGAUGACGAUGUUGAUGAUAGUGAUGGUAAUAGUUCUGAAGUUUUUGAUGUCAAAGAGGUAUUGGCUAUGUGCUAUGGGGAUCCAAAAGAGAGUGGUGCUGUUGGUCUUUACUGUAAGAUUCGCUGGAAAGGUUAUGGACCAGAUGAUGAUACAUGGGAGCCUAUAGACGGUUUAAGUGAUUGUCAAGAGAAGGUGAAGGAAUUCGUCACUAAAGGUUACAAAAGAAAGAUUUUGCCUUUGCCUGGAAAUGUCGAUGUUAUAUGUGGGGGCCCUCCUUGCCAAGGAAUAAGUGGGUUUAACCGAUUUCGGAAUACAGACCAACCAUUACAAGAUGAAAAAAAUAAGCAGCUUGCCGUCUUCAUGGAUAUUGUGGCUUUUCUAAAGCCUAGAUUUGUGUUGAUGGAAAAUGUUGUUGAUUUGAUUAAGUUUUCCAAAGGGUAUCUUGGGAGGUAUGCUUUUGCUCGGCUUCUUGCUAUGAACUAUCAAGCACGACUUGGAAUGAUGGCUGCUGGUGCUUAUGGUCUCCCACAGUUUAGAAUGCGUGUCUUUAUGUGGGGUGCUGUUCCUAAAGAGAAGUUGCCUCAGUACCCAUUGCCUACCCAUGAUGUCGUUGUGAGAGGGGUUGUUCCCAAGGAAUUUGAGUCCAAUACUGUAGCUUAUGAAGAAGGUUCAAAAGUUGAAUUGGAGAAGGAGCUUUUUCUUGAAGAUGCUAUUUCUGAUCUUCCACCGGUUGAAAAUGACGAGCCACGAGAUGAAAUGCCAUAUGGUGGUGCGUCCAAGACUGAAUUUCAAAACUUCAUCAGAUUGAGGAAAGAUGAAAUGCCAGGUAGUCUAGGCUUUGGAUUAGAAGUAGCUCCACAUUUGCUGUAUGACCAUAGGCCGCUCCAACUAAAUAGGGAUGAUUAUAGUCGGGUGUGUCAGAUUCCCAAGAAGAAGGGUGCAAACUUUAGAGAUUUGCCUGGUGUAAGAGUCCGUGCUGAUAACAAGGUGGAAUGGGAUCCAGAUAUAGAGCGUGUCUAUCUGCCCUCAGGAAACCUUUGGUACCUGAUUAUGCUAUGACUUUUGUUGGUGGAUCUUCA
Messenger RNA from Coffea arabica (coffee), 2431 nucleotides. NCBI's taxonomy places the organism in Eukaryota, Viridiplantae, Streptophyta, Magnoliopsida, Gentianales, Rubiaceae. The record is from RefSeq and is a predicted model, not a curated record.